AUGUGGAGCCCGACGCCAGUAAAUACGGUGAGCAUAUUCGCACCCGUCAAGCAUUUGCAUGUGUUCCCGGAAAGACUCACCGUGGACGUCAUUUCAUCGUUGGCAGAAAUCUCGGUGGGGGCAUCGCAGCUGGAAACAUUAGAGAUUGGGGGUGCAAUACCCGGCGCCCAGAUACAUAGGUUGGGUGUCUAUGAUUACCGGCGGUCGCCUAGUCUUAACAAUGGAAUUCUUCAGAAUUUCGCGCAUAGUUUAAGGCGCCUAGCGGUGUACCAGCAGUGGGCCAGUCUUGCUGAUUCCUUCCUGUUGUUCGGCCCUCGUCAGAAGUUGGUGGAUUUGGACCGCCUCGUCAAAAUCGAAGAACUCGUGGCACCAUCCUUCGCGAUUUUCGGGGCGGUGUUCAUGGAGAAACGAGAAGUCAGUUCCUGGCGACAGCGGUGGUGGCACGAGCCAUUCCUCCCCAUGCCGGCGUCGUUCAACCCCGAUGACCCGAAAGCGCCCGAGAAUGUGCCAGAGUACGCCGACCCUACCAACUCGGGAGAUACAAGAAACCCAGACAAGCUUGUCCUGGUGGCGCACACAACAAAGCUAUCACCGGGCCUAAAAGUACUCGAGAUCUACGAGGACGCUUACAGCGACGACAGACGGACUGAGAUACCGCCUGUCCACAGGCGCUUGGGGCUGCCGCGGUCGAGCGGCAAACUCUUCAGACUUAUCAAGGAGUUUGCCUUCAACUUCAGGAAGAGAUUCCCGAAAAUGGAGCGCGUUGUGUUUUGGCGUGCAAACUGGCGCGUACCCAGGCCACCGGCCUAUACCGACGGGGAAUGGGCCAAGCUUGCACCGGUGGAGUGGACAGACGAGGAAGUACAGGAGGCGAAAGAUGCCUUUUGGGCGCAGGGAGUGCACUUUGUGUACAAAGAGUGCACAGAACUCUCCUUUGGAAAACCAUGUUUUUAUUGGAUAGACGCUCAUGAUCUUGGGCCCUUUGUCGAAAGACCAAUCCGUUGA
Messenger RNA from Chaetomium fimeti, 1005 nucleotides. RefSeq lists its product as uncharacterized. The transcript has a single exon. The record is from RefSeq and is a predicted model, not a curated record. NCBI's taxonomy places the organism in Eukaryota, Fungi, Ascomycota, Sordariomycetes, Sordariales, Chaetomiaceae. The coding region runs from base 1 to 1005 and encodes 334 amino acids.